Aspergillus caelatus is the source of this 262-nucleotide messenger RNA. RefSeq lists its product as uncharacterized. The transcript has a single exon. Lineage: Eukaryota; Fungi; Ascomycota; Eurotiomycetes; Eurotiales; Aspergillaceae. Bases 65 to 241 code for a protein of 58 amino acids. The record is from RefSeq and is a predicted model, not a curated record.
UUCUUCUUCUUCUUCUUUUUCUCGUGGCCCGUCUCCUGUGGAGACAUGACGCGCCUAUGUUUUAAUGUGUUGUGCUUUGGAUAGAAAUACCCUUCAAGUUGGCGCUAGGGUCAGGGAUCAUUUCGUGAUAUCAUUAUAUAGGGCUCUAUUUAGCAUUGGAUGGUGUCUGGCGUUGUUGGUUUGCCUGAGUGACACAGGUUGUUCGGAAAAUGGUUCCAGAAAAUUAUGGCCAUCAAGAUAGCAAUAAAUAAUUUUAUGUUGA